Molecule: messenger RNA, 2915 nt
Organism: Etheostoma spectabile (orangethroat darter)
Lineage: Eukaryota; Metazoa; Chordata; Actinopteri; Perciformes; Percidae
Gene: slc24a1
Product: solute carrier family 24 member 1
Biological process (GO): long-term synaptic potentiation; intracellular calcium ion homeostasis; calcium ion transmembrane transport
Cellular component (GO): plasma membrane
Molecular function (GO): calcium, potassium:sodium antiporter activity; calcium channel activity
Source: RefSeq, a predicted model, not a curated record
UGUAUUAAAUUAAAUAUUGUUAGGGUAGGGUAGGCUCAUGAUAAAGUGAGAGUGAGACAAUGCACAUAAUCCUCUUAGAAGACUUCAGGUAUUAUGCUGAUCCAUUGUGAACACUUGUCCUGUGUCCUACAUAACCCCGUGGCCAUCAUUGGUAACAAUUAGUUUGUGCCACAAUAACCAGCUGUGGAAAUCUGCUUUUGAAGAUUUUUGCACCCCUGACUUUGCAGACAUUGGUUUUGUGGGAAAAAGAGUUGAGGCUGACAUGAACAGCGCGGCUGAAGUUUUAGAUCCUGUCACACCAUGGUCUGCUGGGGAGAGAGCUGGACUUGUCCUCUGCUAAAGUCCAUUUAUGUAGCUUAAUUCUCCAUAGUCAGCAGCAUCACUGCUUUGGAGGGAAAUGUAUUGUACAAGAAGGAAGCGACUGCAGCUGAGCCGGGUCCUAUUUCUCCUCUCUGGGGUUUUUCUCUGUACCCUAUAUCAACUGACCAUCAGUGCCAGACUGUACGAGCCUUUGCCAAUGUCUCAGAUUGGAGAGGACUUUGGAGAAGGUUCAACGGAGGGUGUUGAGGAGACUACAGUAGAGACUCAUUGGCUGGAGGAACCUCUCACUGCAACACAUGAAUUAGAGCCCACAGAUCAAACAACACCAGGGAUGCAUGGUGUACAGUAUUCGGAUACAACUUCAGAUUUAAAAGCAUCCACCCCCACUGAAUCUCCACCAUCACCAACUUCAAAGCAGACUAUUGUGCGUUGCAUCUACGUGGCCCCUGAGCCUCCACUGGAGACACCUACGCCCACGCCAGCUCCUUCAGUGACCAUUCCUCCAGCGUCUCCUGGUGAAGCUCCACAUAUAAAGGGUGAAUACCCUAAAGAUCUUUUUUCUAUUGAAGACCGUAGACAAGGCUGGGUGAUCCUCCACGUGUUUGGGAUGAUGUACAUGUUCAUUUCACUUGCAAUUGUGUGUGAUGAGUUCUUUGUUCCUGCUGGGGUAAUAACAGACAAGUUAGCCAUCUCUGAAGAUGUAGCAGGAGCCACCUUUAUGGCUGCCGGAGGUUCUGCUCCUGAGCUUUUCACCUCCUUGAUAGGAGUCUUCAUCUCCCACAGCAAUGUGGGCAUUGGCACAAUUGUUGGUUCAGCAGUUUUCAACAUUUUGUUUGUGAUUGGAAUGUGUGCUUUGUUUUCACGGGAGAUACUACAUCACUGGUGGCCACUUUUCAGAGACGUAUCAUUCUACAUACUUGGCCUAAUCUUACUCAUCAUCUUCUUCUUGGAUAAUGUCAUAAUGUGGUGGGAGAGCAUGAUGCUGGUGGCCUGUUACACUCUCUAUGUCAUUUUCAUGAAGUUCAACAUGCAAUUAGAGCGGACCUUUAAGACUCUUUUGCUCAAAGACAAGAACAUUGUCAGAAUUAUAGCUGUGGAAAACACUGAAAAGUUGAAGCCAUCUCUUCAGCGAGGGGGAAGCUCAGCUUCUUUGCACAACAGCACCCUGAGAAACACCAUCUUCCAACUUAUGAUCCACACAUUAGAUCCUCUAAGAGAGGAUAGUGGAGGAAAAACUGAACCGACCAAAGAGCCAGAGGCUGCCCCAGCAAUGGAGAAGAAGGACCAGCCAGAGGACAAGAAGGAGGAUUUGCAAGCAGGAGACAAUGGGUCAGGAGGCUCUGACAGUGAUGAAGAUGAUAGCAAUGAAGACAGCGAUGAGUCCAGUGAAGAAGAAAAUGAUGAGGAGGAGGAAGAUGAAGAUAAGGGGAAGAAAAAUGAAGAGGAGAAAGAAGAUGAACCUCUGUCUUUAGACUGGCCUGACACACCACAUAAACAAGCCACCUACCUCUUCCUGCUACCCAUAAUCUUCCCUUUGUGGCUCACAGUUCCAGAUGUACGCAACAUGAAAUCCAGAAAAUUCUUUGCGGUCACCUUCCUGGGCUCUAUUCUGUGGAUUGCUAUCUUCUCCUACCUCAUGGUGUGGUGGGCCCAUCAGGUGGGUGAGACCAUCGGCAUCUCAGAGGAGAUUAUGGGCCUGACUAUCCUGGCUGCAGGCACGUCAAUCCCUGACCUUAUUACCAGUGUGAUAGUGGCGCGUAAAGGCCUGGGGGACAUGGCUGUGUCCAGUUCAGUGGGCAGUAACAUCUUCGACAUCACAGUGGGUCUUCCAGUGCCAUGGCUCCUGUACUCAUCCUUCCAUGGUUUUGCUCCAGUUGCCGUUAGCAGCAACGGGCUCUUCUGUGCCAUCGUGCUGCUCUUUAUAAUGCUCCUCUUUGUUAUCAUCUCUAUUGCAUUCUGUAAGUGGAAGAUGAAUAAGCUGCUGGGUUUCACAAUGUUCCUGCUUUACUUUGUUUUCCUGGUGCUUAGCGUGAUGCUGGAAGAUCGCAUCAUUAUAUGCCCAGUUUCUAUCUGAAUGUGUGAGCAGAAGCUACAGCGGGCAUUCUCUUCACAGAAGCACAACUGUUUUAUUCAUACAUGUACAUAUAUCAUGUGUAUGGGUCUGGAUAUCUGUAGAAACUGUGCAGAAGGCUAGCUGCAUUGCUGCCAGUGACAAGUGUCCAGUAUGUCUGCAACAAUACACAUACAACAUUUUCUAGAACUUGUUACAUACUCACUUUAAGUAACAAUGGCAGCUUUUACAUACAUUUUUAUUACAAAACGACACAGAACUGUUGACUGAUAUAGUGUAGCAAGUGUGUAAACAUGAGCUCUAAUAGAGUAUUAAAAUGAUUUCACUGUUGACAAUACAGCAUCUACAGAAUGUAACUAGAAAUCUAGAACGUGUACACAUUUUGGAAAAUGUAUGUGGUUUCUAAAUGAGGAAUUUGUAUAAUAUGUACAGUAGUUACACACAAAAACUGUUUUUAUAUCAUUCAUUAAAGAGAACGUAAGCAUUCUUGAACUCACUGUUCUUUCACGCAUAUCAGUUUUUA